This is a messenger RNA of Hordeum vulgare subsp. vulgare (domesticated barley), 1556 nucleotides long. Its product is annotated as endoglucanase 11-like. Bases 1 to 1500 code for a protein of 499 amino acids. The transcript has 4 exons. Gene Ontology annotation, biological process: carbohydrate metabolic process. Gene Ontology annotation, molecular function: hydrolase activity, hydrolyzing O-glycosyl compounds. The record is from RefSeq and is a predicted model, not a curated record. Lineage: Eukaryota; Viridiplantae; Streptophyta; Magnoliopsida; Poales; Poaceae.
AUGAGCAAUUCGGCUGCUUUGGCACAAUCAUCACACGCGGCUGUGUUUCUUGCCUUCUCCCUCGUCUGGUUCUUCAGCCAUGCCGUCCUUGCCGCCGGACACCCUGACUAUGCCGACGCGCUCGCCAAGUCGUUGCUCUUCUUCCAGGGGCAGAGGUCCGGCCCCCUGCCGCCGGACCAGGCCGUCAAGUGGAGGUCCAACUCCGCCAUGUCCGACGGCUCGGCCGCAAACGUCGACCUCACCGGCGGCUACUACGACGGCGGCGACAAUGUCAAGUUCAAUUUCCCCAUGGCGUUCACCGCGACCAUGCUGUCAUGGAGCAUCAUCGAGUACGGUGGGCGGAUGGAGGGAAGCGUUCACGACGCGCGCGCCGCUGUAAGGUGGGCGACGGACUACCUCCUGAAGGCUGCCAAGGCGACCCCGGGAAAACUCUACGUCGGAGUGGGCGACGCCGACGCCGACCACCGCUGCUGGGAGCGGCCGGAGGACAUGGACACGCCGCGGAAUGUGUACGAGGUGUCGGCAUCCGCCCCGGGUUCCGACGUCGCAGGGGAGACCGCGGCCGCGCUCGCCGCGGCCAGCCUGGUCUUCAAGGCCGCCGACCCGGACUACUCCAGGAGGCUGAUUGCGGCGGCCAGGGACGUGAUGGCGUUCGCUUGGCAGCACCAGGGGAAGUACAGCGACCACGUCGGCGGCGGCGUUAGCAACUACUACCCGUCCUACUCCGGCUACAAGGACGAGCUCCUAUGGGGAUCUGCAUGGCUGCUCUGGGCUACCAAGAACAGCUCCUACCUCAACGACCUCAUGUCCCUCGGCGCCAACGACGGCGUGGACAUGUUCAGCUGGGACAACAAGCUCGCCGGGGCGCGCGUGCUUCUGUCACGGAGGGCUCUGUUGGACGGGGACAAGAGGCUGGAGCCGUUCACGCGUCAAGCGGAGGAGUACAUCUGCCGCGUCCUGCCCAAGUCCAGCUCCCCGUCGUCGACGACGCCGUACACGCCGGGCGGGCUGAUGCACCGGUCGGGCAACGCCAACCUGCAGUACGUCGCCACCGCCAGCUUCCUGCUCACCACCUACGCAAAGUACAUGGCCGUCUCCAAGCGCGCAUUCUCCUGCCAGAACCUCCCCGUGACCUACAAGGCCCUGAGGGCCCUGGCCAAGAGGCAGGUGGACUACGUGCUGGGCGACAACCCGCUGGCGAUGUCCUACAUGGUGGGCUACGGCGCGCGCUCCCCGCAGAGGAUACACCACAGGGCGUCCUCGAUGCCGUCCGUGGCCGCCCACCCGGCGCACAUCGGCUGCCAGGAGGGGUUCCAGAGCUACCUCUACGCCGGCGGCCCUAAUCCCAACUUGCAUACCGGUGCGGUCGUCGGUGGGCCGGACCAGAACGACGCGUUCCCGGACGACCGCGCCGACUACGCGCGGUCGGAGCCCACCACGUACACCAACGCGCCCCUCGUAGGUUGCCUCGCCUACUUUGCUGGAAGCUACAAGAAAUGACCACGGCUACCAUGUGGAAUCUUUAUAAGAAUAUAUAUAGAAAAAAAAAUUCACCA